GCUUUAUAAUUCUCUCACAACUGGUUAAAUAGCGUAAGCAGUGAAAACAACGUAGUCAGUUAACAUGCAAACAGAAUUCCCAACUGCUUGUUACAUACCCGGGGUGUUUGCUUUGUGCUAUGGCGUUUUAUUUUAAAAAUCAGCAACAAGUGUUCAUAAACUUUUCCAUAAAGUUUUCCGUUACUUUCUUGUUAAACGGCAUUCGAUGAGGUCAAGUCCAACGAAAAUUGCAUUUAUCCAAUAAAAGUUUUAAUUUCAAGAUCGAUGUUCAGUUUUGAUGUACAGAAGAGAAGUAUGAAUACUUACCUGGUGUUGGCAAUCGUGUUUGUACACGUUACAGUAAAACAACUGUCCGAUGCAUUCGUUACGAGAUCGGUUCGGUUCGGCAUUCCCCUUGACUGUUUUGUUAGAGACAGUGUUGCCGGGAAAAUUUAUGCUCGGUUUGGCGAAAAGGUCAUGAUAUUAGACCGAAGUCUUCAGGUGAUCGGCAGCUCGACUUUGACGAACUUCAACGGAACUGUAACAAAGAGCCGCUUGCCAGGCGAUAAUUGUUUCACACGCACUGGCGAGACCAUGGCAAAGAGUAUCGUAGCACCGAUGGUUCAGCUGACGAAUUCCGACUUCACUUCUGAAACGUCCAUGUACAGCUUCACUAUCCGUGAUCACCGCUUCAUUAUCACGAACACAGACAAGCAGACGCGUCUGUGGUACAGAAGUGACCUACAAACCAAGGCACCUACGUUGAUUAAAAAUCUAGAGUGCAAAGCGCCGACGUUCUCAAGAAGAGUUCUUUCUUUUUCCCAAGCGGUUUCCGCUCUGCACAUGAGCACGGCAACAAAAUCGAGUUUGUAUGUGCUGUUCACGAUGGAGGCGAAGUCGCUGUCUGUAAUCUGUGCAUAUCAAGUAGCCGUGGACAAUGUUUUUGAGAAAACCAACUGGCUGAACCCUACGCCCUCCAAAAUACUUCCUUCCCGCGCAAACACCUUAAUGAAUGCCACAGUGGACGGACAAGAUGUUUUAUUACUGCGUGAAGCUCACCAGAUCAAAAUGGUUUGGCUGCCUCUGGAUAAAAACAAAGCCCCACCACAAGCGAUUCUCGAUAGCAGAUUUAUGGAUGAUGAAGAGUUUGCAGGGAAGCCAUCAAAUGUUCCCAACCUUACCGAUGUGGUGCCGAAUGGAAACACCGGCGGAGUUUACGUAUCGACACCACAGAAAAUUGCCCUUGUGAAUCUCAAUAAAUGCAAGCAGUACAGCACGUGUACGGAAUGUGUCAUAUCCGGCGACGCCCCAUGCGGAUGGUGCUCACUGAGCAAACGAUGUACCUUUGCGCAACCGUGUAAAGCCGGCAAAUCGGCAAGCCGAGUCCCUGUGUGGAUUAACAGCGCGACUGAAAGUGAUGACCGUUGCCGGACGACAGCCGAGAAUCCGACUAAUAUCACAAAAACGAAAACUUUCCCGGCAUCGUCACUUGAUCUUGCAGUAAGGGCAGCUGGUCUCGUGGCGUGGACGGUAGCGACUGUGCUAUUUUUUGCUGGAGUGGUGGCCAUUGGAUUAAUCGUUCGCAAAGCUAACUGUUCACGGUCUCUACCAUACCAGAAACUAGAUGAAAGAUGCACAGAAAGCCAACGAAAACAUACAUAUGGAAAUAUAAAACGCUAUAUGGAAAAAUUUACUGGUAUUGUGCAUCAUUACCGGCAACGUAAUGGGCCUGCUAAGGAAGAAGAAAAAGCGCCUUCGUUGAUUACUUCAAAUGCUGUUAUUUCUGAAGUUCAAAUAAACUGAAUAGCCAAAAACGUUCUUGCGGACUGCC
This is a messenger RNA of Paramacrobiotus metropolitanus, 1810 nucleotides long. RefSeq lists its product as uncharacterized. The transcript is spliced from 7 exons. NCBI's taxonomy places the organism in Eukaryota, Metazoa, Tardigrada, Eutardigrada, Parachela, Macrobiotidae. The record is from RefSeq and is a predicted model, not a curated record. The coding region runs from base 265 to 1782 and encodes 505 amino acids.